This is a messenger RNA of Puccinia triticina, 1380 nucleotides long. RefSeq lists its product as uncharacterized. The transcript is spliced from 4 exons. The record is from RefSeq and is a predicted model, not a curated record. Lineage: Eukaryota; Fungi; Basidiomycota; Pucciniomycetes; Pucciniales; Pucciniaceae. Gene Ontology annotation, molecular function: 3-beta-hydroxysteroid 3-dehydrogenase (NADP+) activity. Gene Ontology annotation, cellular component: endoplasmic reticulum membrane; lipid droplet; mitochondrial outer membrane. The coding region runs from base 1 to 1380 and encodes 459 amino acids.
AUGCGGCGGCACGAGGAUGAAGACCCCAAGUUCGCACCAAGGCCGAUAGUUUUGAUCACGGGAGGGACCGGUGCGGUGGGACUCGGGAUAUGCUUGAGGUUUUUAUACCAGUUAUCUCAGCCGUUUCAGCUGGACCUAUCAUCACCAUAUCAUCUCCAAUCUGAGCAGGAGAGGAGGGAAGAGAUCGAGCGAGAGAAGGACGAGUUGGAGGGGGAUUACCAGUCGAUAUAUGCGACUCCGAACGGUUUGACCUUACUCGUGGGAUGUCGAAGUGAAAUCAAGUUUCGGGCGACGCAGAUCGAACUCGAGAAGGGCCUCCGGAAUUUGAUCGAGGCCGAGGGAAAGCACGAGCAGGAUGCGCUCAUGUUCAGCUACAUCGACCGCCAGUCCGGACAAGUCGAGACGAUGAGCUUCUACGAGUAUCGAUCUCGUUGGCUGGAUCAGUUGACUAUCGAGUGGAUACCCAUGGACCUCUACCGUGCCCAGUCGGUCGUCGAUGCCGUCAAACUGGUCAACGAACGAUACGGCUAUCUCACUCAUCUCUUGCUGAACGCUGGUGGUGGGCCGUUCGUAGGGAUCGACUGGAUCGGGCUUGUCAAAGCGUUCCUCCGUAACUUUUUGAAUGCACUCACAUAUCCAGAUUACUUGAUUCAAGCAACAGAAGUGACAGAGACGGUCGACGGAAUUCCAGAAACCUGGCAAUUGAAUGUGUUUAGUCAUUACUUACUGGCGCGGGAAUCACUGCCAUUGUUGGCCAAAGGGUCGAAGCGAUCAUCGAGUCGGACAAGAAUUAUCUGGACAGGUUCACUGGACGGCCAGCCAGCCUUCUUCGACAGAAAAGAUCUCGAAUGCUUCCAUUCGACUGCCCAUGCUUACCAAAGUACCAAGUAUCAAUCCGAACUCGUCGGCCAAGCUUUCCAAGACAUCAUCGCCAAGCACGGCCUCGAUUCUUCCGUCGUCAGUCUUGUCGCCCACCCCGGCGUCGUCGCGGGGAACAUGUUCUUACCAAUCAUAGGAAGAUUGAUGGACACUAUGAUGAGAUGGGUCUUUUACUUUGCCCGUCUAGUGCUAGGCUCGCCGCAUCAUUUGAUCGACGCCUACCUGGCCGCACUCGUAUGGACCAAACUAUGUCUCACAGCUGAUCACAUCACCAGCGCACGAUCGGAAGGUAACCGGGAUGGAGGUAGGGCAGACGCGGGUCGGAGCAGUCGGCAUCUUCGGUUCGGCGCCGAAUGUAACCGUUGGGGACGGCCUUACGUUGUGCAGGAGGAUUGCGGCAUCGUAGAAGAUCUGGCCGAUCAGCGCCUCAUCGACCAACGCUUGGUUAUUGAUCAUUGUGAUCGCAAAGCUAACGCCUUAAUGCGUCUUUGGGCCUCCUAG